CAAAACCACCUGCCUCAAGCGGAUAAGUUGUUCUUGUGAUAUGGGACACCACUAUAGCACCUACGCUAAUAUUGGUUCAAGUUCUCCCAAGUUCCGAUCCCCCCCUGUGCUCUGAUUCAUCAGAGAUGCUGAAAUCCUACUGGAACCUAAUCCAUCUGUCCCAAUUCCGAAUACAUCAAUGUCUCUCAGGCUAUCUCUACUUGAACAUGCAUUGUUCUCCUGGAUUUUUCAGUAUUCACCCCAAACUCGGCUCUUAGCCAUGGCACUAUCUGUAUCCGAUGCUGUUUUCUUUUCCGUUGCUAUUGAGCUACUCUUGUACGGAGUGUACACUUGCCUUUUCUUCGGAUCCUCAUACCUCUUGAUAUUCAAAAAGAAGAAAACCAAGGUUAUCUUCGCCAUGAUAGCCCUAAACAUCACCAUGUGGUCUGUCGCGACCACUCACGCUGCUGUGAGCCUCCACGAAAAAUUCUGGGGAUUCCUCAGAAAAAACGGGGCAGAGAACACUGCGGUCUUCGAGGAUUACACUGCGCCGAGGAUAUAUUCCCAGCUAGCGCUGGACUGUGUAAAUUUUGUUCUCGGAGACGGAGUCGUGAUAUGGAGGGCAUGGAUAUUAUGGAACCGUAAUCGAUGGAUUCUCUUCGUGUCAUUGAUUUUACUGUUCAGUACACUCGGAACAGGCGCGACAGUGACAUACGCACUAGGCAGCUGCCUCAAAACUGUUGGUAGCCUGUCUGGAUGCCCAGCUUUAGCCGCUUGUGGAACUGCAGCCAUGAUAUUGAUAGUGACAACGAAUCUUUGGACUACGUCAUUGAUUGCUUAUCGUACAUGGACUCACUAUCGAUUAAUUCGCACAUUAACCGGGGAGUCUCUUGUAGCUCGAUUUUGCAAGCAGAACGGCAUCCUUACCUUUCUGAUUGAGUCAGGCAUAUGCUAUUGUUGCUCAUGGGUCUUUGUCUCGACGGACAAUGGUAUAUUCAUCAUGCUAGGGGUGCUAGCUCAGCUUACGGCCAUUUACCCUACCUUAAUCAUCACCUUGGUCUGUUUGAGAUCGACGCUUGAUGUGGCCAUAGAGACCUUCGAGCAAACCUACCGAUCCCAGAAACCUGAGGCCAUGCCGAUGCAGGCCUCCCCGGUACUAAGGAUCGGGGUGCAGAGAGCAACGUAUAUUUCAGGUGAGGAGGUCGAGCAUCUCACGAGUUGUCUGCCGUGUGAUAAAGCCCAAUCCGUUUAACUGAGCGAAUCCCGAUCCAAUACGGUAGGAACGAUCAGGGAAGACUCAGGAAGCGCUCUUAUUCUGAUCGCGGUCUGUGGGAGGAAAACUGGCCAAUACUUGUAC
This is a messenger RNA of Desarmillaria tabescens, 1336 nucleotides long. RefSeq lists its product as uncharacterized. The coding region runs from base 179 to 1231 and encodes 350 amino acids. NCBI's taxonomy places the organism in Eukaryota, Fungi, Basidiomycota, Agaricomycetes, Agaricales, Physalacriaceae. The transcript is spliced from 9 exons. The record is from RefSeq and is a predicted model, not a curated record.